Messenger RNA from Coniophora puteana RWD-64-598 SS2, 810 nucleotides. Its product is annotated as NAD(P)-binding protein. Bases 1 to 810 code for a protein of 269 amino acids. The transcript is spliced from 7 exons. The record is from RefSeq and is a predicted model, not a curated record. Lineage: Eukaryota; Fungi; Basidiomycota; Agaricomycetes; Boletales; Coniophoraceae.
AUGGCUCCUCUUAUCGUAGUGGCAGGGAUCGGCAACGGCUCAGGAACUGGGGCUGCAACCGCGCGCCUCUUUGCGAAGGCAGGAUACGAUGUUGCACUGAUAGCAAGAGGCAACAACUCCCUCACUAAGUUCAAGGACGAGCUAACGAGCGCCGGCGUGAACGCUGCAUCUUUUUCCCUCGCAGACUACUCUUCACGGUCCCUCACUUCCGCCUUUGCGGGUAUCAAAUCUACCUAUCCCAACUCACCUCUUCGCGUCGCGCUGUGGAACGUCGCCUUCGACGUGAGGAAGCCGUUCCUCGAGACUACGCCCGAGGAAGUACAGAUCGCCACAGACACCAAUGUCGUCGGCGCGUUCGCGUUCUCGCGCGAGGUGCUUCAAGUCAUUACCACCCAGGAACCCGAGACGACCAUCGAGGGCGGGGUUGCUGGAGAUAGGCAGAAGAAGGGUACGUUGCUGUUCACGGGCGCGACCGCGAGCGUUAGAGGAAACACGACGACGAGCACGUUUGCCGCUGGGAAGCAUGGAAUCAGAGCGCUCUCCCAAAGCUUGGCAAAGGAGUUUGGCAAGCAGAACAUCCACGUCGCACACGUUAUCAUUGACGGAGCCAUCGUCACCGGACAGUCACGCUUCAGGAGCAACGCCGAGUGGGUAGCAAACGUAAACGUGCGCCUCGAUUCCAACUCUAUCGCGGCGUUGAGGCCGUGGUGCAGGUGGCGGCGCAGGAGAUGGCUGAAGCAGAAGGACGUAGAUGAGUGGGAGGAAAGGGAAAGGGAGGCCAGCACGCCCCCGAACCCGGUGCCGCCUUAA